AUGGGUGCCUACACCUACGUUUCGGAGCUAUGGAAGAAGAAGCAAUCCGAUGUGAUGCGGUUCGUGCUUAGGGUUCGCUGCUGGGAGUACCGCCAGCUUCCCGCUGUUGUACGGGUCACCCACCCAACCCGGCCCGACAAGGCCCGCCGGCUCGGGUACAAGGCCAAGCAGGGAUAUGUGAUCUACCGUGUUCGUGUUAGGCGUGGUGGAAGGAAGAGGCCUGUGCCCAAGGGUAUUGUGUAUGGUAAACCAACCAACCAGGGAGUUACUCAGCUCAAAUUUCAGCGCAGCAAGAGGUCCGUUGCUGAGGAACGUGCCGGAAGGAAAUUGGGUGGUUUAAGGGUUCUCAACUCUUAUUGGAUCAAUGAGGAUUCAACUUACAAAUACUUUGAGGUGAUCCUGAUUGACCCAGCCCACACCACUAUCCGAAAUGAUCCAAGGAUCAACUGGAUCUGCAACCCGGUUCAGAAGCAUAGGGAGCUUAGAGGGCUUACAUCUGCUGGAAAGAAAUACAGAGGUCUCAGAGGAAGGGGCCAUUUGCACCACAAAGCUCGUCCAUCGAGGAGGGCCACUUGGAAGAGGAAUCAGACACUUUCCCUUCGUCGGUAUCGUUAA
Striga hermonthica is the source of this 615-nucleotide messenger RNA. The record is from the annotation of a GenBank genome assembly. NCBI's taxonomy places the organism in Eukaryota, Viridiplantae, Streptophyta, Magnoliopsida, Lamiales, Orobanchaceae.